AUGUCUUCCCGCAUGACCAACGCCAACGCCAACUCGAACGACAUCUUUGACGCCGUGACUGCGGACGAUCCGCCUCGAUCCGCCUCGCCUGGGAUCACGCUCGCUCAGAGCGGUAGCGGGGGGUAUCAUGCCGAGCCGAACGAACAUGUCAAGGGCAAGGUUCAGGGGGAUCCUCAGGCGCCGAUGAUCACCGUACAACCGCUUCGAAAGCAAGAGAUGCAGCCCUCGUACGCUCAAGAUCUAGGAGCUUCGUCCACCGAGCACGGGGCGUACGGGUCGUUCAUGCACAGUCUAGGUGAUUGUCUAGGAGCAUUGGGUAGUAUCCCUUGUUGUCCGUUCCCCAACCCGUACAAAUCCGUCCCGCAAGGAUCCGUCGGUCUCAUCUCCCGGUUCGGCCAGUUCUACAAGUCGGUCGACCCUGGGCUCGUCAAGGUGAACGUGACGAGCGAGAACUUGAGGAUGGUGGACGUCAAGAUUCAAUUGAGUACGGUGCCCAAGCAGGCGGUGAUGACCAAGGAUAACGUCUCUGUCGACGUCGACUCGGUCAUCUGUUGGCACGUCGUAUCACCUUACCGAGCGGCCUUUGGGAUCGCCGACGUCAGGACCGCUUUGGUCGAACGAGCUCAAACCACGCUGAGACAGGUCGUGGGGAGUCGAUUGCUCCAGACCAUCAUUACCGAUCGAGAAGGAAUCGCUGCCGAGAUUCAGGAGAUCCUUGAAGCGACCGCGGAAAAGUGGGGUGUUAACAUCGAGUCCAUCUUGUUGAAGGACAUUACGUUCUCCGAAGAGUUGCAGAACCUCUUCUCUAGUGCCGCUACGCAAAAGCGUAUCGGAGAAUCAAAGGUCAUUGCCGCCAGAGCAGAAGUCGAUGCAGCCAAGCUCAUGCGUCAAGCCGCCGAUAUCCUGGCUAGUCCUGCCGCUAUGCAGAUCCGACAGCUGGACGCUUUGCAGAACAUGGCCAAGACUUCGGGUAGCAAGGUGGUCUUCGUACCCAUGAAUCUGAACAGCAUGGGAGGUGCGAGUAUGGCAGGCUCGUCCAGCACGGCCCGUCAACAGAUCGAAGCUUCCGGUACUCCGGAACAGUACCCGGACGAUAUGAACGUGACCGGAAGCGAUAACCAUAUGGGGAUGGGGAUGCAGAGCUUUGGUGACGAGGCGAGGAACGCUUCUAUGAUCACCCAUAUGGCCAACAUGUGA
Filobasidium floriforme is the source of this 1197-nucleotide messenger RNA. RefSeq names its product stomatin-like protein. Bases 1 to 1197 code for a protein of 398 amino acids. Gene Ontology annotation, cellular component: plasma membrane. The record is from RefSeq and is a predicted model, not a curated record. The transcript is spliced from 12 exons. NCBI's taxonomy places the organism in Eukaryota, Fungi, Basidiomycota, Tremellomycetes, Filobasidiales, Filobasidiaceae.